AUGGCCCCAAUCGCCAUUUCUCCAGAAGAGGACGUCCACAAGAACGGCAGCGACGCUUCCACCAAGCAUCGAAAUGCCAAGCCACUCAAGAAGAGCGGUGCUCUGGAUGGCACCUUCAAGUUUGAGGACGUUACCCCAGCGAUCGGCAGAGAGUACCCAACGACCAACAUCGUGGAUGACUUGCUGAACAGCUCCGACGCCGACGCGUUGCUUCGGGAUCUCGCUAUCACCAUCUCCGAGCGCGGCGUCGUCUUCUUCCGCAAACAAACAAACCUAACCAACGACCUCCAGAAGCAAUUCAUCCUCCGCUUGGGCGAGCUCUCCGGCCGUCCCAGCACCUCUACUCUGCACAUCCACCCCAUGCUCAACAGCACCAACGAGUUCGGCGUCCCGGACAACGAAAUUAGCACUAUUUCGUCGCUCGCUCGGAAGAAAUUCUUCGUCCCUGACGCGCCACGGGACAACCGCAAGUACGACGCUGCCGCGUGGCACAGCGAUAUCCAAUUCGAGCCCAACCCAGCGGACUACACGAGUCUGCGCCUAACCCAGCUGCCGGCUACGGGCGGCGAUACGCUCUGGGCGUCCGGUUACGACAUCUUCGACCGCUUCAGCAAGCCCUACCAGAAAUUCCUCGAGGGCCUAACCGCGACGUUCGUGGGCGAUGGGUUCCUCAAAGCCGAAGCAUCAGGCAAGGCGAAGCUGUACAAAGAAGCGCGAGGCUCGCCGGCGAAUGUAGGCGGGGAGUUGAGCGCUGUGCAUCCGUUGGUGAGGACGAAUCCGGUGACGGGUUGGAAGAGUUUGUUUGCGAUUGGGAAUUUUCCGAAGUAUAUUAAUGAGUUGAAUGCGGAGGAGAGUGAGGAGUUGUUGAAGAGGUUUAGGGGGUUGGUUGUUGAGAAUCAUGAUUUGCAGGUUAGGUUUAAGUGGCGGGAUGAGAAUGAUAUUGCGAUUUGGGAUAAUCGCAGUGUGUUCCACGCCGCCACGUUCGACUAUGACGGGCUAGGGGAUCGCUUUGGGAAUCGCGUUGUUGGGAUCGGCGAGAGGCCGUACCUUGAUCCGAACAGUAUCACGAAGGCGGAAGCGCUGGGUCACGAACGAAGCGAGGUCAGUGGCACGAACGUGUUGUGA
Messenger RNA from Cyphellophora attinorum, 1125 nucleotides. RefSeq names its product Alpha-ketoglutarate-dependent sulfonate dioxygenase. Gene Ontology annotation, molecular function: 2-oxoglutarate-dependent dioxygenase activity. Lineage: Eukaryota; Fungi; Ascomycota; Eurotiomycetes; Chaetothyriales; Cyphellophoraceae. The transcript has 3 exons. Bases 1 to 1125 code for a protein of 374 amino acids. The record is from RefSeq and is a predicted model, not a curated record. Gene Ontology annotation, cellular component: cytoplasm.